AUGUCUGGUGAAGCGUGGCUCUACCUGUUGGCGGUGUUGAUCAAUGCCGUCAACCUGUUCCUUCAGGUUUUCUUCACGAUUAUGUACAGUGAUCUGGAGUGUGACUACAUCAACCCGAUCGACCUUUGCAACCGUCUUAACGCCUACAUUAUCCCCGAAGCAGCCGUUCACGCUUUCCUGACCUUCCUCUUCGUCAUUAAUGGCUACUGGCUCGCUAUCUUCUUGAAUUUGCCUCUCCUGGCCUUCAACGCAAAGAAGAUCUAUGACAACCAGCACCUCCUGGAUGCGACUGAGAUCUUCCGCAAGCUGAAUGUGCACAAGAAGGAAUCGUUCAUCAAACUCGGCUUCAGCCUCUUGAUGUUCUUCUUCUACCUCUACAGCAUGAUUGUUGCUCUGAUUCGCGACGAAGGACACUGA
Penicillium longicatenatum is the source of this 417-nucleotide messenger RNA. Its product is annotated as cornichon family protein. The coding region runs from base 1 to 417 and encodes 138 amino acids. NCBI's taxonomy places the organism in Eukaryota, Fungi, Ascomycota, Eurotiomycetes, Eurotiales, Aspergillaceae. The record is from RefSeq and is a predicted model, not a curated record. Gene Ontology annotation, biological process: endoplasmic reticulum to Golgi vesicle-mediated transport. The transcript has 4 exons. Gene Ontology annotation, cellular component: COPII-coated ER to Golgi transport vesicle; endoplasmic reticulum membrane.